Molecule: messenger RNA, 617 nt
Organism: Arabidopsis arenosa
Lineage: Eukaryota; Viridiplantae; Streptophyta; Magnoliopsida; Brassicales; Brassicaceae
Source: the annotation of a GenBank genome assembly
AAACUAAGAGCUUCUACUCAAAACCAUUUGCUUCUUUCUGCUAAUUAGAGAGAGAGACACACACAAUGGGUGCUAACGUUUCUUCUCCAGAGCAGAGAUUUCAGGUAACCCACUUCCGUUCAAGGAAGCCAUGGACACCUCAACCUGAGGUUUAUCCUUUCAAAGUCAACAGUCCUUGUAUUGUGGAGAUCAAGAACAUGAAUCAGUGGAAAUCUCGGCUCAACGCUCUUAAUGACACCAACAAGCUGCUGGUGAUUGAGUUUACAGCCAAAUGGUGUGGACCAUGUAAAUCCCUUGAACCAAAGCUUGAAGAGUUGGCAGCUAAGUACACCGAUGUUGAGUUCGUGAAGAUUGAUGUCGAUGUAUUAAUGAGCGUAUGGAUGGAGUACAACCUUAACACUUUGCCUGCGAUUGUAUUCAUGAAAAGAGGAAGAGAAGUAGACAGGGUUGUGGGUGUGAAGGUUGAUGAGGUAGAGAGGAAACUCCACAAAUAUACACAAUCCUUCUUCUAAAAAGAGAAGCUUUCAAUUACUUAACAUGUCAAACAAAACUCCUCAUCACCUUAUGCCAAGAAUAUAUAUAUAGUUUACUACUAUGUAUAAAUAAAUGUUUGAACG